Exophiala xenobiotica is the source of this 2206-nucleotide messenger RNA. RefSeq lists its product as uncharacterized. Lineage: Eukaryota; Fungi; Ascomycota; Eurotiomycetes; Chaetothyriales; Herpotrichiellaceae. The record is from RefSeq and is a predicted model, not a curated record. Bases 828 to 1832 code for a protein of 334 amino acids. The transcript has 7 exons.
CAACCCAAUCCGCUCGAAUCAGACCGAUCAGCCUUCUAUCAACCGCAUCCAUCCGACAUUAUGUUUCACUCCGAUUCUUAGCAGAGCUCUAGCUAGACUCUAGCUCGCACAAUCUGGAAGCUGGCCGUUAUCACUACGGAAGAUCGACACGGAGACUCUAUCCCACGAACUUCUUGAAACAAACCAUCGCGUCUCUAAAGGAUAGUCGACCGCGUAAGUAUGUUGUCGAUGUGUGAUUUUCAGCAUUCCACCAGACUCCAUUGGAAGCUCGCCGAAGCAGUUCGCUCGAGACGAGAGGUCGUUUGCUCCUUCGCUUGCGUGGCUUGCCUCAUCGAUUUAGCUUGCACCUGUCAGGUACUAGUUGCAGCUUAUAGGUGGGAAUUCAAGUCCCCACUGCUCUGCAUCCGAAGAAAUACUUUAUCAUGUCAGAGACGUCAAGCUCCAGUUCAACGGGUCGGCAGGGCUUCCUAAGGCAAUCUUUCUCGAAGACGUUGAAGCUUCCGGUCGAAGACAAGGGCUUGUGCUACUUUAGUCGAUCAUCUGCCUUUUUCAUCCUCUCUCCGGACCAGCAAGUUCCCUUGUCCUGGUCGAUAUGCCCAGGAUCAUCCACGUAAGUGAGAUAUCCCAGAAUGCUGGCCGUUGACUUUGGGGAAACGACAUCCACGGAAAGUUUCAAGAGACGUUGACUGUCUGCCAGCCCCCGGUAGAUCACCAAAGUGAGGUAUAUUCUAUAUCAUUCCUCAUAUCAACGUGGCAUCAGUUGUCCAAUAUCUUUCUGCCCGGUGCAUCUUGGAACUUCCCCAAAUUUUGCAAGCCUUCUUUUCACCAUGGCAAGCGAGUUCAACACCGAAGCCUUUACUUUACUUGGUGUGGGAGUCUUCGUCGUCGCCAUACGGACUGCCUCUAGAUUGUCCAUUGCUGGAUUCAAAGGACUAUGGCUUGACGACUAUCUCAUGCUGUUUGCCACGGUUGUCUACGGCCUCGAAACGGGAACAGCAUAUGCUGUCGGCGCCUGGUGGCAUGGCCUGGCGAACAACGGGAUGACGGACGAGCAACGCCGAACGUUAGACCCGAACUCUCAAGAAUACGAGUUCAGAGUCAACGGCUCAAAGACACAGCUUGUUGGCUGGAGUCUCUACACCUUGCUGUUGUGGACGUUGAAGCUUUGCAUGAUUAUAUUCUAUCAACGACUGACUGAGGCUCUCGAUUACAUGAAAACUCGAAUCCGCGUCGGCUAUGCAAUCGUCAUCUGCACAUAUAUCGCCACCGAGCUGUCCAUACUGCUCGGUUGUCAUCCAUUCCACAAGAACUGGCAGAUUUACCCCAAUCCUGGCAACCACUGUCAGCCCGCGAUUUCAAAAAUCGAUUUGUACGUCACUGUCAUCCUCAACGUCUUCUCCGACGCGUACUUGCUUUCGAUACCGAUUCCGCUAUUAUGGAAGGCAGAGGUGCCUAUGAUUAAGAAGCUGUCUUUGAUCUUCAUAUUCGGUGGAGCUGUUUUCGUCAUGGCUGCCGGUAUCCUACGUGCUGCACUGGUUAUCGAGGAUCCUGUCGGAGGAGCUCAGGCAGCCGGCAGCUGGGCUGUUCGCGAGACGUUUGUCGCCGUCGUUGUCUGUAACUUGCCACUCGUAUACCAAGGUCUGCGACGAUUGACAAAGACCGCACAAGCCAGUGGGCUCUUCUCAAGGUCGGCAUCUCGCAUGGGCUACAGCAAAUCCAGCGAGGAGCCUGUAUUUGAAAUGACCUCAAAAGGCGACGCCCCGCAGCUGCAGCCACAGGAGUUUGAUGCAAGGCAGAAAGAGAUGCAGCAGGGGUUCUUCAAGGCGCCAUAAACUUGGAGUCACGGAUGCGCAUAUAUCGAAGCUGCUCCUGGCAGAUGGUGUAAGGUCGUCUUUGGUUUGUGGUGGAGGGUCAGUAACUUUGCAGCAAUGCAGGUUGUCCGCAGGCAAUACGUGCGGGAUACUCGGCAGGCAUUCCGGUAUCCUGGUUGUUGACAUCAACAACGUAAAAUUUACCGCGAGAGGCCUGUUGAGAGAUCUCAGGCUCACUGGGACUCAACUUGUGGCUGGCUAUUUCAAUAUGAUAUAGAGGAGGGACUGCAAAUCAGGAUAGACAUACAUGUAUGCUUGUAAAUGAGCAAAGCAAUGUCGCAAGCAGCCAAAUCCCAUCGCCGUGAAAUCGUACAUAAAUUGUUCACAGAUAUGAG